CUUCCGGGCGGGGGGGGGAUGAGGGGGGGGCAGGUUUGCGCUUCCGGGCCGGCGCCGGGGCCGAUCCCAGCCCCGGGAGGGGAAGGGGGCAAAAAGCUUUCAGACGUUACAACCUCAGAGGAAAAGCAGAGAACAAAGCCACCGACCCCACUUCCUCCCGGUGCAUGGUGCCGUUAACGUGACAGGUAUGGCAUCGGACUGACCGCGUCUGAAGUUCUGCUCUUAGCCGGGUGUUGGCGUGGAUCUGCAGGCUGCAGCUGCUUCUUGUCUUUUGUGGGUUUUGUUGCUUUCUCUCUAAAGAUAGGGCGAGGGGAGAAGAAGCCUUCAGAUGUGGCAUUGUUAAGUUGCACCUUGGGAAGUUGGAUGCACCUCUGAUCUCAUCCCCCCCUCAGACAGGCAGCCGUCGCCUCAUUUAGCAAUCCCUGUGCGCGACCUCAGGAGAUUGACAGGCUGUUCUGCAGCUUCAGGUUUAGUAACAUAUUUUGCCAAGUUUGCACAAAGUCUGUUCUGGCAUACGAACAUGCACUAUCCUGCAGCGCUCGUAGCUGAAAAAGAAAAAAUGUGCCGAAGCUCUAGGCCCCCGUCCUCCGAAGGCACAUGUGCUUAAGCUGAAGCGUGUGCUAGUCCCUCUUAUUCUGAGAUUUCUCAGAGUAGGCACUAUCAGCUUUAGUAUUCCUGGACUGCCCGAAAUUGUUUAGAUAUCUGCAGCACUCUGCCUAAUCAACACUUCAGAUGCCAUCCAACUGGGAAGCAGCUCGUGCCACGAGAGGUCUUUAAUGAAGCGGGACAGCCAUGGAGAAGAGUGGGAACAUUCAGCUGGAGAUUCCUGACUUCAGUAACUCUGUCCUGAGCCACCUGAACCAGCUGCGCAUGCAGGGCCGUCUGUGUGACAUCGUGGUUAACGUGCAGGGGCAAGCCUUCCGCGCUCACAAGGUGGUGCUGGCUGCCAGCUCGCCCUACUUCCGCGACCAUAUGUCCUUGAACGAAAUGAGCACAGUUUCCAUUUCUGUCAUCAAGAACCCAUCUGUUUUUGAGCAGCUCCUUUCCUUUUGUUACACCGGUAGGAUAUGCCUGCAGCUGGCUGACAUCAUCAGUUACCUAACGGCCGCCAGUUUCUUGCAGAUGCAGCACAUCAUCGACAAAUGCACGCAGAUUCUCGAGGGAAUUCACUUCAAAAUUAACGUGGCAGAGGUGGAAGCGGAGUUGAGCCAGACCAGGACAAAGCAUCAGGAGAGACCCCCGGAGUCUCACCGGGUGACGCCAAAUCUCAACCGUUCCCUGAGCCCUCGUCACAACACCCCGAAAGGGAGCCGCCUGGGCCAGGUUAGCACAGUGCUGGACAUCCGGGAGCUCAGCCCGCCGGAGGAGUCCACCAGCCCCCAGAUCAUCGAACAGAGCUCGGACGUGGAAAGCAGGGAACCCAUCCUGCGGAUCAACAGAGCGGGACAGUGGUAUGUCGAGACGGGAGCGGGAGACCGCGGCGGACGGAGCGACGACGACGUCCGGGUGCUGGGAGGAGUGCGCAUUAAAAUGGAGAACCUGGAGGAGUGGCUAGGGGCAGAGAAUCAGCCGUCAGGAGAAGACGGGAGCAGUGCUGAGGAGGUCACAGCGAUGGUGAUCGACACCACGGGCCACGGAUCAAUGAGCCAAGAGACUUACGCGUUAGGGUCCUCAGGGGCCAAAGCAGUCAGGCCGACCAGCAGUGAGAUUGACAGAUUUAGCCCUUCUGGCAGCAUGGUUGCUGUGACUGAGCGGUACAGAUCAAAAAGCGAGUCUCCCGGGCGGAUGGAUGAGCCCAAGCAGCCCAGUUCCCAGGGGGAAGAAUCACCCAUGAUUGGAGUGAGUGGUUACGUGGAAUAUCUCCGGGAGCAGGAAGUUUCAGAGCGCUGGUUCCGGUACAACCCACGGCUCACCUGCAUUUACUGCGCCAAAUCCUUCAACCAGAAAGGCAGCCUGGACCGGCACAUGCGGCUCCACAUGGGCAUCACGCCUUUUGUCUGCCGCAUGUGUGGGAAGAAGUACACCCGCAAGGAUCAGCUGGAGUAUCACAUCCGCAAGCACACAGGCAACAAGCCCUUUCACUGCCACGUCUGUGGCAAAAGCUUCCCUUUCCAGGCCAUCCUCAACCAGCACUUUCGCAAGAACCACCCUGGCUGCGUGCCUCUGGAGGGGCCUCACAGCAUUUCCCCCGAGACCACUGUCACGUCUCGGGGGCAGGCGGAGGAAGAGUCUCCCCCGCAGGAGGAAGCUGUUGCCGUGGGGGAGACGGCACAGGGAUCUGUGUCCACCACUGGGCCAGACUGAAAUGCAGCGGCAGGGUCUGGGGAGGAAGGACCAUCUUCCCGUUUUGGCUCUAGAGAGUCAGCACCAACCUGGCAGGCUGGUACUGUAAUUAGUGCAAUGCCACCAUUGGACAGAAAGAAGCUCCCAAGAUGUUGCCAAAAUAGAAAAAUCUUUCUCUCUCUCUCUCUCUCUCUUUCUCUCACAAGCCCCCACAAACAUAGUGUUAAAGGUUUUUCUCCCUUAUUCCUCAUCUUCUUGGGGAAAAACAAGACAACUGUGUCAAUCAACUUCUUAUUCAGGGAUCGACAGGAUUUCAAAUUUUUGUAAUGUUCGAUAGCGAUCAUCCGGGACAAGCAGUCCUUUUUAUUUCUCAAAAGAUUGUGGCCCAGCUGCCAAUUCCUGCCGGUGCAGAGCCAGUGAGCCUGGCUGCUCCUCGCUGUGUCUUCUGGCCCGCAUCAGAGGGGCAAGCAGGGGCGAGGGGCAGUUGCCUUUCUCCCUUUCCCAGGUAGUUGCCACGUUAAAGAAAACAAACAGACUGUCCUAGUGGAACCUGCCUUGCCUGACUAUAUUUAUCCCUGUCUUAUUUUUGGUGUGUCUCUUUUUACAUUUUUAUGUAAACUAUUAUUUUAGGGCUUUUGGCUUGCCCGUUCCAGGCGUGUGGCCUCCUGCCCCUUGUUAAAAGCGGGCACAGCUAUGAAGCAGUAUUCUAGAGGUCAGCAAAAUUUGAAGCACUUAGGCUACUGUAAGUGAAAUUUAGCAGCUGUGAGGUUUGCGUCACUCUAAUGUGUGGGGAGAAGGUUUGGAGGGGUCUUUCGGAGAGGGUUGUCCUCUGCUGGUGCUGAUCUGGAGAGUUUGGAGCGCUCUGACUUCCUGACCGGUGCGCUGCCGUGCUUCAGAUGUUGCCAAGCUUUAGGAAGAGGUUUGUUUUCUGGCUGAAUGGAGGAGUUAGAGGCUGGCUACCAAAGUCGUCCUUCACCCCAGCUCCCCCCUUGACACGCACUUGAUCUUUUCUAACAGCAAUAUGGUUUACUGAGAUACUGUAAUCCCAGCCAAGCAAUCAUGGGUGGUUGCUUUUGAACAUGUUUCUAUAAACUAGUUUGAUAACUUUUUUAUUGCUGAAAUGAAAAAAGAAAACCCUACUUUAUUUCCUCGUAAUGGUUCAGGAAACUUAAUAUCAGUGGUUCCUAGAGCAAUCACAACUCUGUCCCAUUGCAUGGACUUAAACUUUUGUAUUCUAAGAAGCUCUGAUGUUUAGAGCAAGUUUAGCAAACCUGGAGAGACAUGCCUGUGUUGUGUAUUGUAGGUGUCUGCACGUGCUUACGUGUUUCCUAAAUGGAAAAGCAUGGGACAGGUAGAUAAGUGCAAAUAUCUUGACAUCUUCUGAAGAAGUCUUUUUAAAAAUAUGCAAUACUUUAAGAGUUUUCUUUGGUUCUGUUGCUGAGUUGUUCAUGAUGGAAGGGGAAAAUGCACGACAGGUUGUGCACAUUGGGUUUGGGAGAGGACAUUUGGUUGAAGGGAUUCUCUUUAGGAUGUUUAAUGUGUGUCUUAGGGAAGGAUGAAGUUCUGAUCCUUAGGAUGAUGGGAGGAACAAUGAGACAUUGAAAAAGAAACACAUUCCAGCUUGCUUUCGCAAAGAAAGCUGGACAAGUGGUUACAGCGUGGCCUUGGCAGGCAGGAGGCUUUCUGAGUGCAAACAAAGCUUAUCCUGCUGUCUGCCUGCACAGCUUUGGGCAUGGGAAAUACUUCCUGGCCUCGCUUUCCCCACCUGCAAAUUGGGACUUGUGAUCAUUUUCCUGUCCCUUUAGAGGCAAGAAUUUGGAGAAGGGUGAAGCAGUCUUGCCCACCUUCCACUUUGAACAGGCGAAGGGUCUCGCUGUUCCUCCCACGUCUCUCUCAAAAGGCAGACGUGGCUCUGAUGCUGUGGUGUGCGGGGAGGGGAAGGGCUUGGUGCCAGGAUCAAGUGCACCAGGGACAUGCUCCUAAGAGAGGAGCCUUGGCAGGUGUUCUGAGCAGGGCACCUGCCCAGUGCAAGUUCCUUGACUGUUUCAAACAGGAAAACUGAUAUCUCCCCUUCCAUUUUCCUUCUGUCCCUUCUUCUUCCGCUCCUGUCAAGUGCAUCGUCACGCAGGGGAUGAUGUUCUGAGCAGCCAACCAAGGGACCAGCCCCGUUCAGUUUCCUGUCAAAGGUCAAACAGUAAGGUUGCCAGAGAGUAGUCGCAGAAGAUGAGAGGUAAGAGGGUGGCUAAGGUAGGUUUCGUUGCAAUCGAGGUGUGGGGAGGAGCAGAGAUAUGCAGAGUAUGCUGCUUUAGUCAUAGCUUUUGAAGUUACCAAAAAUCAUUAAGAAAAAAAGUUAAAAACUUUGAAGUCCUAUCCCGUUCACACUAGAGAGUGUCAAAAGUUACUUUUAGUUGCUUCAAAGAUUUUUAAAGUGUUUUAAAAUAGAACUUUUAAAAGAAUACUACCAAACUAUAAAAACAUAAAAUUAUUUAUAUACGUAUAUUAUAUAUAAAUAUAGUGGGAAAGUUUCCCUGCUAAGCUUGCUGUGAAGAGAAGGGUGAAGGUGCAGUAACUGCUAUACAAGCAACGUUUUUUGGAAACAGAUGGCAACUGAUCCAUCAAAGCUUAGUGAUGAAGGGCUGACAUAAAAUGGUGAAUGCCUUAUUUGUAUGGCAUAGCUGUGAGUUUCUUGAGCAGGUUUUUGUUUUACUGUAUUGAUACUGUGAAUGGAGGAGCAUCCUAGCAGCCCAGGGUGAGAUCGGUGCAUCCUGUUUGGCUGAUUUGCUACUUUUAAUUGGCCUGGUGAAAGUCAUGAAAUUGUUCCUUCAUGUUGUUCUAGGCUAGCCUGAAAAUAAAGCUUGUGAAAGGUUUUCUUUUUUUUUUUUUCUUUUUUUUUUUUUUUUUUGGUGCAGAGGUUGCCACUGUACAAAUGAUCAUUUCUGAUUGCAUGCAAAAGAGCCAAUAUUCUUGCCCAGGCCUCGUUGAGGUGAAGUUUAUAAGCUUGUAACUAGAGUCAGUAUAAGGAAUGGUAGUGGGAAUCAUUCUAAUAUUAUUUCUGUACAUUUAAUGGACAUGUAUGUGUACGUAUGUGUGGAAAUCAUGGCGUCUCUAAUGUUUUUGUGAGCCGUGCUGAAAGCCGUCGAGGCCAUUUGCGCUAGGAGAGGGAACCAGUUCAGGAGGAGUUGUUUGUUCAACUUUUCUUUCAGUGAUUGGCUUCCUCAGCGCAGAUGUGGCUGUGACUGCAGGAUCAGGGCUUGGAGGCUGUGUGCAGGAUGGAAAGACCUCGUGUGAGUUUUCCAGCAGCGCUGUAGCUGCUUGGGGUCGCUUCCCAUAGCGGUGUGGUAACAUCUUUUGUUGCAUCUCCAUUGGCAGACGCGGAGCUCUUGCAGCUCCACCGAAGCUGUGGAGAAACAGGUGCCGGCUUUCCGACUACAAGUGCUUCUGCGAUGGGUUGAGGCACGGCUUGGCAUUUCCACGUCUAGCUUUUUCCCUUUUGCCAAAACUGUGAUUUCAACUGUGAUUCAAGGAGGAUGUGAAGUGAACUGUCGUGUUUUAAUACCUCUGUAACUUUACAUUUCUGUCAGCUUCAGAGCUUAGGGCUUGCUAACCCGUUUGUUUGCUCGCCUCAGGCAGCAGGGGGAACGUGCUCUAUUUCUGCAGCCUUCCUUAUUGGAGGGGGAAUGCAUUUCGUAGGUCUUUGCAGUGGCAAGGAAACCUUCCCGAUGUGAAGUGUUGCGGUUCUCCCCGUGAGCCUGCAGAAAGCCCCAGUGCCAAGUCACAGCAGGGCAAAGCGCGCGGUGCUGUGGACGUUCCCUGCUGCUGCUGGGCUCCCUGUGAAUAGCUGUGAAAAUAACAGGAAUUGUGUUAAUACUGUGCUGCUGCUUCGGGGAAAAGCUAACAGUCUUCCUCUCGGGAGGAUGACUAGCGUAGAGCUGGAAGAGGGAAAAAAGCAGAACGUCUUUCUGCUCUCCUGCAGCGGGAGUGUGUGAAACCGGCCAAGGCUGCUUACUUGCAGCAGCUACAGAGGGGGGGUUGUGAAAUGUGAAUUUCUAACGGGAGGCAGAGAACAUGCUUGGCCACCUAAUGCCAGCCAGGGACACCGGCCUGCGCAGAGUCACAGCAGGUGAGGCAGAGCAGUCCCGAGGCGUGGCCGUGCCGCCCGCCGCUGGCUUCCCGGUGCAGCUCCUCAUCGGGCUGCUGCCGUCAGCUCGCGGCCCUUUGCCUCGCCGGUGUCUCCUCUGAAAUACUUCCAAGCUGUGAUCUGUUUAACUGAGCUUGCCGAAGUUUGGGUGGCUGAAGGCAGGAAGAAUAGAAAGCAUUUAGUGUUUCUGCUGCUGUUUCAAACCUGGCCGAGGUCGGCAGGGGCUGACCGUGGGCAUUGGACACACGCCGGGGGCUGGAAUGGCGUUUGGAGCAAGCUGCGGCCUCGUGGGAAGGCACAGCGGGGCAGGCGCGGAGCCAGGAUGUCAGCCCUCUUCAAGUCGAGGCCAAAAUACAUCAGUGAGACUGAUCUCUCUGCCCGGCCUGCUCUUGCUUUGUGACAACUCGGUGACUUUGUUUGCCAGGGCAGUUAGUCCCACGCCUUUCUGCAGUGAUGAUUUCACUUAAAAGUAAUAAUUUCACGUAAAAGUUUGACGUGCAGUUCUUUAAAUGAUUCUAAGCAGUCUGGUUCCUGAGAACAGCCCCUCUUUGGGUGAUGGAACCCAUGUGGUGCGUUUGCAAGAGCAGAGUUGUAGCUUUUAUUUGCUUGUGACUUCCUCUUCCCAGCAGAAGCCAGUGUAUAAAGAGACAACUGAAAAGGUGCAGUUGAUUUGGGUGGAAGGUAGCUUGCAAGAGAGACUGAGUCAUGCACCUUUAACACUGAGGAAAAUUAGCACCCCUUAAACUUAUUAUUUAAACUUUAUAAAAACCUGUUUGAUCCUUGACGUGCCAAAGUCGCUGUGCCAUUCAGGCAUCCGAGUGUUCCUGCAGAUAAGUGACACCAAUGCUGUUCUUCCCAGAAACUGUUUGGGGAUGGGACAAGUCAGAGAGCUGUGAUUCAGGAAACUUCUGGUGUUUCUUCUAGGCUUGGGCUCUGAGUUUCUGCAGUCAGAAACCCGGAGCCUUUGGGUGGAGCUGACUGCCGCUGUUAACUCUUCUGUAAGGUGGUGGUCCAGUGGUGAGCGUUACCCACACCAGGGGCUGAGAUCAUGCACAGGGCUUUGACAUCGUCAGCAGAAGGUCCUAAAGAGGAGCUAAAUAUCUUUAUUUUAAUCAUUGUCACUCAAAGGAUAUUUUAAUAUAAAAUGCAUACAUCCAUCUGUAUGUACAUUUAUAUAGAGAGAUAUAUUUGUAACCAAAUAAAAGCUAGAACUAUGCAAACACUACUGGCUGCUGCUUGAAACUAACAUCUACCAGAAUAUUUUGGAAUACUUUGGAGUAGAUUUGUUGCCUUUUCUUUUUUUUUUUUUAAUUUUAAAUAAUAAAAAAUGCAGCAGGGGCCAGAGUUUUGCUGCAGUUAGUCUCACUAGAUGCUUAGAUCAUUCUGAAUCUGGAAUCCACUCAUAAGUGGGUUAUAAAAGUAUCUAAAGAGUCCUCCAAACUCUAAAAUAUAUCCAGCUGCGUUAGUAUUAUUGCUGAAAGGCUUUCGUUUGCAAAACAUAGGAAAAUUCAGAGGCUGGGGCUGGGAGAGAUGGAACUGUGGUGUUUGGGAUGGUAGGUAGAGAAGAGGUAGAGUCAAUAAUGCGGGUGUUUGAAGAGGAAGGCCUGGGAGCAUUUUCCUUCUGGACAUAGGACUCAGUUGGCUGCAAGGCAUCUUCAUUGUGAACAUUUCCAUCAUUGGGAUGGAGGCUGUGAUCGAAGCAGGACUGGGCUGAGUUCUGGUCCCAGGGGAGGUACUGGAAAUCUUCCCGCUGAGACUGAUGGUGCCAGAGUUUAGCCUGCUGGGAGAAAUUUCAUGGGGUUUCUACCAUUUCUUUGUGUCAGAUCCGAUCUUUGCUUUUAGGUUUAACUAAAACAUGUCCAUCUGUAAUCUUCACUGACCCGUUUGACUUUUUGUUCUUAGGGACUGUAGAAAAUUCAGGUUUCUUUUAACAUUAUCCUCAUCCCAACUGUGAACAAGUUACUACUGCUUCUUCUAAUUUAUUGUCUUUCUGUUCCUGAACGUCUGUGUCAUCUGGCUGAUUACCAGUGCCACCGUGCAGUGCUCCAUUAGCUUUUAUGCACAGGGAAUUGUUGCAAUGGAUAAGUUGAUGAAGCUGGUUGGAAGAGUAGAAGCCUUUAGAGAGUAGCUUUUGCUUCCUCUAGCUGUCAUUAGGGAGUGCACACACACGUACCAGUAUAUACAUAUAUAUGUAUACAUAUAUAAAGCAUUUCAAUAUAAACUCAUUUAGCAUUAUUGUUUAAUUUAUAUUUUAAUCCAGUUAUAAACCAAAGUAUUACAGCUUGUGAAAUGAUGCUUCUUGGAAAUAGGAGGAGCUGUUUUAGGUGGGUUCUGAAAGAUCGUUGUUGACAAAAAUGCAGGUAAGAUGGAAGAACUUGUUCUGUUGAACCCUAGAGACUGGAAACCUCGGGUGGGUUUAGGACGUGCUAGUAAGGUUUGAUUGUGGGGAAGCAGUGUGGGUGGCCAUUUGAAACGCUGUUGUUUUUUUUCUCACGCAGUUUAACUUGGUGUUGGAGGAACUGCUACGGGAGCAGUGCGGCCUGGCGGCUGGCAGAGACAAGGCACUUGAGCUGCCUUUGCUGGAGGUGGUUUCAAUUCGUGCUUUGACCAUGUCUCGGCAGCGCUUCUGCUGCUGGACUGCCCCAGCAGAACCGCUCCAGAGCCCGAGCCGCCCCGCUGUGCCUGUUGGCCACAAAGCACGGCGCCUCUGCCCUGCCUGGUGAUUUGGGGUACUUUAAAGAAGAAUCAGGACUUCCUUACUGGAAUGCCUCGAGGAUUUCCCUGCAAGGGAACUGGAGGUGUGGCUUUGCCUUAUGCCUUAAAGUGGAUCUAAAGUGAUCCUCUGCCUGACCCUGUCCUGGUCAGUGCGGGAUUAGGGUGAGUUUUUGUUACCAAUGAGACAGACUGACUCGGUUCUGGCACUGGUUCUGCUUCUGUCCCCAGCGGCUUGCUGUUUCAAGCUGUGGUGUCUAACCGGGGUUGGAGGUAAGAGGUUCGCGUUGAGGUGGAGCAGAGCUGCCACUGGACCCAGUGCUCCAGGGCUUUGGCUCCUCUGUGCUGUCACAGUGAUUAAAGCCAGCCCCGAGGGAGUUUUCAGGGCCUUCUGAAGGCUUCUGGACAUCUUUGACGUACAGAGAAGUGGUUUUGUUAAACAAAGUCAAGGCUUAAAGAUUGCAGUGUUCUCCAUGGCACUUAAGUGUUCUGUAGGAAAACAAGUAUGUUCUGGCAAGCCCAGAAGUAAAAAGGGAGAAGGUGGCAAAUCAGACCAUGGUCUGGCACAAGCGGGAGCUUGAGAGAGGAGGCCACAAAAACAACUGCCAGUGUGUUUAGUCUCUAGCUUACUCUUCUAAGAGUAAACUUCUAAAAGAGUAAAAAAGGCACUUGCUAUUUAGCGAUGUCUAGACGUGCAGGUGUAGUAACCCCUGAAGAGGUGCACGUUCUGUUGUCAGCAAUGGAAAGAGGAAAUGGGUUCAAAAGUGAAAUCUUGCUAUUUUUUUCUCUAUGGGGGGAGUAAUUGCCUUUCCGAGGAACUUACAAAUGCUACAACUUGACCACAAAAAGUCUCCUGCAGGCUUAGCAGCAGCCAUGCUUCCUCUUACUCUUCUGCUCAGCCUGCGUGCCAGAGGCUCUUUUUAUAGCAAACUUCCCUGCAUCCCUCCUAUCGAGCAGUGUGAUAUCGAGCAGUGUGAUAUCCACCCACCCUUGUUGAUUAAGUUCGUUUAAUACUCUCCAGUAGGAUUAGUGCGUACUCGCAGCUCCUGGUGUACAUGCAAUACAAUUUUUAGCUCCUGAGUUCAGAUCUGGCAAAUAUAAAAAGCCUGUAAGCUAAUCUAUUUCUAAUUGUAGUCACUGGGGACUGCGGGCUGAGUACAAGAGCCCUUCUGUGCUGCACCAGUGCCUAGCAAAGCGUCACGGCCUCUGCUUCGCUUGGGUUUUGUGAGGAAAGAAAUUCCAUCAGGCUGAGGCAUCCCGUAACCCUCCUUGGGGCAGGAGAACACUUCUCUGCCCUGGUGGCAGGGAGGAGAGGUACCUUAGACCGAGCUCUGGCUGCUAACUGGGCAGAACAGAGUUAUUGAGACAGUUGUCUGUAUGUGAAAUUUCUGCCACUUCUCUUUAAAUAACUGUCAGUAACAUAUAUCUGUACACGCAUAGCAUUAGUUUUACAGAAAGGUAGCCCUUUUCACUGAAAAUGCCCCAAACUGAAUGUUGAGUAGCAGCAGUGGGCUGCACGGAGCGGCUCCUCAGUGCUUAGGGGGUCGCUGCGGGGGUGCACCUGAGGCUUCGGGCGAGGGCGUUGUAAUUCCCUUCCCUUGUAAUUGCUCUGAUGGCUUUGGGACGCUGCCCACAAAGCUGCUUUUUUGUUUUUAAAGCUUUAAUUCCUAUCAUGGAAAUGCUGAGAAAUCACAGGUCCCCUCCUCCCCAAUUACUUUUAAGUUGCUUAGGUAAAUUUUGAUGUGGCAUGACAGCUUUCAGUUUGUGGUCUACAAGCAACGUCUCCGUGAACUAGCCCAGAAGAGCCAGCCUGCUGCCAACAGAUUUACAUCUGCUGUUCAGGCACCUGCGCUAGGAAACUUGUAGGGCUUGACAGACGAUGGGUUCAAGUCGGGGGCUGUAGGAUCUGAUGCUCGUAGCGGGGCUUCCAUGCUGCCGAGGGGCAGGGUUAGCUGGGGGACGAGAGCCGGGGGCUCUGCUGCAGCCUGGACCGAGUCACUGGGUGCUGGUGCCUGCUUGCUGGGGUCUGUGAUGUGAGGAAUGUGGGCUGGGUUUUCUCCUGAAGUUUGCCUCGUGACUUCCCACAGACUGCUGCCUUCAGCGGCAGGAAGGUCAGCAUUAAGGAUGUGCUGGGGGGACCUUAGCAGGGGGAUCGCGUAACCUCAGAACCAGAAGUAGCGGGACGUGCCAAGUGUUUCUGUGAAUGAAGAAUAAAACCUGCUUUUGUCAGGGUGGUAGAGUAGACCUUGGGGUACUGGCUGUUAACAUGUGUUCAGGUACUUGUUUUUGCAGGGUGAGAUGAGCCAUUUCAGAAAUCUGGGCAAGGAACAGUGGUAGCAUUUGAGCCCUGCCUUCUCACUCCAGGUGGCCACCGAGACCCGCAGCAGGUACGUCCGUGCCGCCGCUGGGGUGGGAGGGGAGCCCCGGCACCCGGCCGGGAGCGUGGAGGUGUCACACUCGGGGGGAGAUGCAGCCCCGUGCCAGAGGUGCCCCAGGUAAAUGGGCACCUUUUGAGAGCAACAGGGCGGUGAAGUGCUCCCAAAAAGUGGGCGUAGCCGUGCCUGUCAGACUUGCGUUUGCGUGCUCUGCUGUCGGCACAGUUCCCCACGCAGCGUGCCCCGUGCGUCCAGCUGAUGCACCGGGGAGCGUAGUGCCGGAGCAGGGGGCACCGUGCUGCCUGCUCAUCCUGCAGCUGUGGUGGUGUCAGCCCUGCUGAAACCUCCUUCCUAGGAAGAGGAGCGUGCUUCCCUGCAAGGAGCGGGGGAAGCUCCAGGUGUUGCUUGUCACCAAGGGGCUCGGGUAGGUGACUUUCUUCUUUGCUAGAGGAAAGCUGUCGUGGCUGCUGGAAAAAUACCCCAAGUGCGUGGGGUUUGGGGUCCUUCUUGCUAAGAAAGCAGCUACAUUGCUGCUGAUAUUCCAGCAGCAGAACAGUUAACAGAGUAAUCAGUUUCAUUAAAAAAAAAAAAAAAAAAAGUAUUCUAAUUUGGUGAUGGUGAGCUGGCAAGGAAAGUAGGUUGGUGAGGAGGGAAAGAAGGCACGUGGCCCCUGAAAUACGAGGGGGGCUCAUCUGCUCUCAGCACCGGCCGUGGCUGCUGCCACUGGAAGUCAACAGGAGGUGUUGAGUGGAAUGGGGGUAGGUGAAACGACAGCACAGCAUCCCUGGGAAGAAGUGUGUGUGGAUGUUGUGGGCAGGGAAACGUCUGUUUUGGAACCUGCUUGUGUGCAGGAGCGUGCGGGAAGCCUCGUGGUCUUGGAAGAUAAGCAUGCAGAGAUGCUCACGCCCAGUUCAGAAGCACUGGAGCUGAGCAUCGCCAGUGUUCUCUGGCCUGGGAUCUGCAGAGCUCUUCAAGGGAUCCGAGAAUGGAACCUAAGGAAACGAGCCAGGCUGCAGUGCAGGAAACUUUGCUCUGCAGAUUUUGGAAAUUCCCUUGGAAGAACCUCAAGGGUGGCAAGUAAAGGUUGAAAACAGGUAGCACCAGGCAGAUUUCAAAGUGCUGUUUUCUGAAUGUUACGCUUCCUAGCAUGUGUUAAAGCUGUUGAAGACUGAAGUUUGCUUUCAUUUCAGUACUGUCUCCUUCAUGUCAUUCCUUCUACUUAAACUCCGCAGCCAAGGAGAGGGUGCAGAGAAGACAAAGCCAAACCCUCUCAGAGGCACGUGGUGGAAGGAGGAGCAGCAGUAGGCAGAAGUUUAUACACGGGAAGCUCAGGUUAGGUAUAAUGAGAAACUUUUUCACCAUGAACAUAGCCAAACAUUGGAACAGAUUGUCCAAAAAGGCUGUGAGAUCACCAGCCUUGGAGAUACUCAAGACCUGGCAGGUAAAAUCCCGAGCAACCUGCUUGAAGCAAGCCCUGCUUCGAGGUGGGAGGCUUAGACCCAAAGGUCUGCCCCUCCCUCGGGUAUUUGGGGCUUCUCUGUCACCCCACGGGGGUAUAAGACACUGCCCCGCCACGUGCUGUGCUGCGUUAUAUGAAACGAGGGGUAGAGACUUACCCCACCACUGCAUUUCCAGUCACAUUGUUUUUUUUAAUUUGUCAAGGAUUACUCCAUGACAGAGCAUCUUGUCUACAAAGGUCUGUGGAGAAGUCCAGCUGCGCCCAAGCGUGAGUGCAGCUUCCUUUUUUUCAUCAGACUAAGCCAAGCUAUAUAUAUAUUUUUUAUAGAAUUAUCAUAUAAAAAUGGGCAGCUUUAAUGGGCUUCCUAGUUCCUAUCAGUUAAGCUUUUGAAAUAUAUUCAGGUGUCUUUUAAAUACUGCUGUGUAACUUCCUUGUUUAAUCUGACAUAUUCUGAGUUAUUAUUUUUCUGCAGUUGUCUAAGGCAGUACUUUAAAAAAAUAAGUGCGUUAUUUUUUUGCCAACUGUCAGUUAUGUUAAGCCUCCAGCUUUACUUAGAUUUUGUAAAUGUGCUUAACCCUCCUCAGCUUUAUGGUUAAAUGUCUUCAUUAUUUUUAUUAUUAAUUGCAGUGAACUUAUUUAUUUAAACCUUCCCAUUAUGUUUGCAGUCUGAACCAAUACCAUUCACUAAGGCCCACAAAAACUGUGAAACUCACUAGAAAGUAAAAAUGAAGCUAAAUUGGUUAGUUUUACUACUGGUCAUAAAAUACAGAAAGUAGCAGCAUAAAAAAAUAUAAAAAUUACUGAGUCUGGGGGAGGAAUCAUGAAGCCUCAGAUAAGAAACUUCACUUGGAAAUGAGCUACAACCUGAUGAUGAUCUUUCACUGGUUCCCCAUUUGGUCAAGGUCAGAAGCUGUCUUGAGAUCAAGAGGUUUUUCUGGGGUCCUUUUUUUUUUUUUUUCUAUUGAUGCGUUUAGGGCAUUGGUUUGGUAUGGAUGCUCCCAUGAUGCUAUUUUCUUAGACAUCUUACACGUCUAAGGAAACUAUGGAUAACUGUGAAGCUUUUAUUUAAUACUUCAUUGCAUUAAGUUGGUAACUGAGCAACUGUUGGCUUAACAGAGGCACGGGGUGGUGGGGAGAAGGAAGGUGCCACGCCAUUGUUGAGGCAGGUAGCUGUGAGUUACACUAACACAAUAGGGACAGUGCAAUUCUCUGGAUUACAGCUUCAAGCUUGGCUAAAAGCGUGAAACGUGCCUCGCAUCACCCCUGCGGCUGUUCCCUGGCCUCGGGGUGCUUUGCUGGAUGCACCAACGUGACCAAAAGCCAAGGUGAGGCAGUCUCAAGUUUGCUCUGUAAAAAUACAGGGACAGGGUUGCUGUCAGCACAGGAUGUCCCACGUGUGUGGUUAGAGGCUGAGGGCAAACAUGAUCUCUGACGAAGAUUCAGGGACUCAUUUUGUACACGGUGCAGGUACUUUCCUUAAGGGUUUGAUGGUUUCCAAAGCCAGGGUUCUGCUGUUAGGUGAAGCAGCAGAUCUGGAUCACAGGAUCCAGAUGGAUCACAUCCAUUUGGGGAUGGAGGGCAGAAUUUGUCCUGCCCUAUGCCCAAGAUGAAAGCCCUUCAACUCCCCUGAAGUUCUUGCCUGGGAAAAAGCCCUGCGCCGGUUUCCAGGGCUGUGUUGUCCCAGAGCAAGCGACUACGAGAAAUAUUUUGAAGUGCAAGGGGAGUGUUGUAACUCAAAUAAUGCAUGUGUCUUUUGUGAUCGCGUAUAUAAUAUUGCUGACAGGUAGGAGAAGACAGGCCAAGGACAGAGUAAUCCUUGCUGGCACAACAGGGACUUUGCUGAAUAAGCUCUUUUAAAAGUUGAGUUAGGAAGAGAAUAAUAUGCAGCUCUAUGUUCUUGUGGUAAUUUAUUCCUCACCUUGGGCCCCGUGCUUACAAGGAGGGCCAGUGAAGGACAAGGGCAGACUGUAUCGGAGGCUAGUUGACAGAAAUGAAAGCAAGCUAUUCAAAAAUAGUGCUUUUGUCUGAAAAAGGGAAGGGAAUGUAUGUCGUUUUCCCCUAAGCCUCUGGUAUCUUAAACACUAGCUAAAGCUCUCAUGAGCUGUGCCCCAGUUGUUGCUGAAGGUGCCCUCUGCCCCUUCUUUCCCCAGCCUCACCCCCCUCUUUCCUGUACAACACUGUGAAUAUGACACCAGUAGCUCUUUUUAACAUUUCCAUUAAACUUGCUCAGAGCAUGAAAUGCUGUCCUAUGCUGUCACGUGGUGACACUGUAGAUGAGCUGUGACUGAGAGCCCUGUUCAGCUGAACAAUAACCCCCAAACAGGGACACCGAUGAUUUAGCACUUCCACACGGAGCAGUGGAAGAGGAGAGCAUUGUAACAGGAGUUAACAACCUAAGUGGUUUUAUAUAGCAAUUUGCUAAUCAAAUUUGAUUUUGUAACGAGCUAAACUGACAAUCAAUUUCUAAAAUAGAAAAAGCCUCUUGGAGGGAAUAGUUGAGUAUGUCUUCAACAGAAAGAUUUAACUGGGCUAACUUUAAAUGAAGAGCACAGGAUUUUUUUCCUUUUUGUUUUUGAGCAAUCACUCCAGAAAUUGAGUUGCGUUACGCAGCGGAAGAUUCACAGGACAGUAACUACCUCUCUCUCUCGGAGUGCUGAGGUUGCCAUGCUACACACUAUCAGCAAAGCUUUCACUUCAAACAGGUUUGUUUUCCUUACCUCCACGUUUCAGAAACGCAGGUCUGCUCUGUAAAGUGACUCUAUGAAAAUGGCAUCUGGCAGGAGCGGGGAGAGCCUUUCAGGUGCCAUCGUCCCUCUGACGCCGGUUCCUCGCCACGCGACCCCUGUGGACGAGCUUCAGGGCUGUGAGCGUGCAGGGUGCGUGCGUUCCUUCGCGUGUUCUGCGUCACAGCAAACCGGCCUGGGGCCACGGGCCGAGGGCUGAACUGCUAACUAGGAACCGAGCUAGCAGCGCGGAGGGUGAGAGGAGAAUCCCUCUCCCUUCCGCCUCCAAGGGAGCAGGCAGCAGUGAAAAGCAAUAAACUUAAAUAAAAAUAACACUUUUAUACGUUGGUCAUUAGUCAGCAGAUCUGACUCUGCAAAUUUAUAUAUAUUAUACAAGCAUACAGGGAGCAGAUCUGUUGUGAAAAGGUGCCAUUUUUUUCUAAACAGAGUCCCUUUCCAAACUAGAACAGCACUUUAAAUAGGUUCCUCUUAAAAAAAAAAAACUAAAAAAGAAAAAAAAAAAGAAAAAACCCUUUACUGAAGAAAUGCACUUUAAAUCGUAAGAUGAGUAUGGCUGUUACAGGUUUUUGAGACAGCUGUACAGGCAGGGGGCUUGCUGUCAGCCACAGCCCGGGAGGGAGCGAUGGUGCCAGACCCUCGGCUGCCACCGGCAGCCCCAAAACUACCGCAGCUCUACCUCCCGCUCCCGCACCCCUCCGGGCCCGGCGCUGCCCCUGCCAACGUUACGGACAGGAUUUUCCACCCCAGCCACAAAGCUGGUUGCAGCUCAGCCAUGCUGUAGCACUAACAGGACUGGCAUGCGUUGACCUGUUGGAAUACUUUUGUAAAACGAUCAAAAAAAAAAAAAAAAAAACAACAACAAAAAAGAAACCCACCCUUGCCUGUAAAGACUCUUGAAACCCCAUUUGUAGUAGGUCAGAAGUUGCACCAAGUUGUGACACAGCAGACGGCCCAUCUGUGGGCACCAGGCUGAGCAAAGCCAUGGUGAAGCUGUUACUGAGGUUGGGGGGGGGGGGGGGGGGGGGAGCCCAUACUGUAGAUAAGGAGCCCUAGUCAGUUCAGUAUUUAAAAAUAAUAAUGAAAAUCCAAGUUGGUGUGUCCCACAUUGAUUCCGCUCUGAGCUGGUUUGCAGAGUAACCAUUAAUAAGAAAAAUUGUGCUGUCACCAUCAACUAUUGGCCUAUACAUCCAACUUUUUAGGACAGGUGUCCUAACACUCAAGACUUAUUUUCACAGUUAAGAAAGUUCCUGCUGUGCUAAUUAUUAUUUUUUCAAUUUUAUUUUUGGUUGCAAUCCUUAUUUCAAAAAAAAAAGUCAGUGUUCACACUUAGUCUGCAGUAGGUUGAAGUGUGAUCCUGCUGUGUGUAACUUGUGGAUAUCAGACUGUUCUUAAAUGAUUUUACAAGCUGCGCCCAAGCUGGUCCUCUGCCCUGGCUUUUCUUUUCCUCGUCCAGUGGCAGCUGGCAGAGGCAAAUGCUCCAGCAGGGCUGUGUGCUCUCAGGCUGGUCACAUACAGCAACAGCCACUGCUGCUGGAAGGGGCCAGGCAAAGGCAGUGCGAGAACCAGAGUUGGGGAAGGGGGAAUAUAACAAAGGUAGAGGGAUUGUACAAUUGCAUUUAAAGCAGUUUAACAAAAAAGCGCUCUCGUCAGACAGCUUUAAGAACAAUGUGAAUGAAAACUUAGCAACUUGGGUAGGAAUCUUUGAAAAUUCUAUAAAUGUAUACUUGAAAUUCUGUUUGUAUUAAAACAAAUUGCAUUUUCUUCUUUCUUUUAACACUGUGUAAAAGAACAUUAUGCAUGUGAGUGGUUUGAGAAUUAAAUGGUUUAAUACUCA
This is a messenger RNA of Cygnus olor (mute swan), 17545 nucleotides long. It is a transcript of the gene ZBTB37, whose product is annotated as zinc finger and BTB domain containing 37. The transcript is spliced from 5 exons. The record is from RefSeq and is a predicted model, not a curated record. Gene Ontology annotation, molecular function: protein binding; DNA-binding transcription factor activity, RNA polymerase II-specific; RNA polymerase II cis-regulatory region sequence-specific DNA binding. NCBI's taxonomy places the organism in Eukaryota, Metazoa, Chordata, Aves, Anseriformes, Anatidae. Gene Ontology annotation, biological process: regulation of transcription by RNA polymerase II. The coding region runs from base 793 to 2304 and encodes 503 amino acids.